UAUUUAAGAAGCUGCUAUCAGGUCUUCUAAUAUUAAUGUUCAGAGAGAGAGAGAGAGAGAGAGAGAGAGAGAAUCAUGGUUUCUAGGAAACACAAGAGAGCAGCCAUGUACAAGAAGCUGCAACUGCUUCGUUCAAUCACCAACUCCCAUGCGAGUAAAACUUCGAUUGUAUUAGAUGCAUCGAAGUACAUAGAAGAUCUAAAGCGAAAGAUAGAUGAAAUGAAUCGAGAUAUUGUCGUGGAAACUGUCCAAGCUUCGUUGCCCCUGCAACUUAAGGUAGAAGCGCAAGAAAAGGGUUUUGUGAUUGAGGUGUUCACGGAAAGGAGUUGUUGUGGUUUGCUUGUGUUCAUAUUGGAAGCCUUUGAAGAGCUGGGCCUUGAUGUGCGCCAAGCUAGGGUUUCUUGUUCAGACAGAUUUCACUUGGAAGCCAUCGGAGCCAGAGAUAAUCAAGGAGGUCAUGAGGACCAGAUAGAUGCUCAAGUGGUCAAAGAAGCAGUUUUGCAAGCUAUUCAAUGCUGGAGUGAAACAAGCGAGCAAAAAUAAGAAAGCCAAAUCUUAUUGUCUUGAACUACAUAAUUUUCUUCUACUUUCUAGCUAGCUUCGUUUUCCUUUAUUUUUUUCAAAUUUCCUUUCAAUUUCCAAUUAACUUAUAUCUAGAUGGAAUUUAAAUUUCUAGCUAGCGCGCGGUACCUCUUUUUUCGUAUAUAUGGUUCUCGUGAAUUGAUGGUUGCCAAUG
Messenger RNA from Carya illinoinensis, 736 nucleotides. RefSeq lists its product as uncharacterized. The record is from RefSeq and is a predicted model, not a curated record. Bases 76 to 543 code for a protein of 155 amino acids. Gene Ontology annotation, biological process: regulation of DNA-templated transcription. The transcript is spliced from 4 exons. Gene Ontology annotation, molecular function: DNA-binding transcription factor activity; sequence-specific DNA binding. Gene Ontology annotation, cellular component: nucleus. Lineage: Eukaryota; Viridiplantae; Streptophyta; Magnoliopsida; Fagales; Juglandaceae.